Messenger RNA from Daucus carota subsp. sativus, 1278 nucleotides. Its product is annotated as endonuclease 3. Gene Ontology annotation, biological process: DNA catabolic process. The transcript is spliced from 9 exons. The record is from RefSeq and is a predicted model, not a curated record. NCBI's taxonomy places the organism in Eukaryota, Viridiplantae, Streptophyta, Magnoliopsida, Apiales, Apiaceae. Gene Ontology annotation, molecular function: endonuclease activity; nucleic acid binding. Bases 197 to 1162 code for a protein of 321 amino acids.
AGGGACCUGUUAAGCGGCUUACUAAUUUCUGACCGUUGGAUGAAUAUUCAGCUGCCAGGAUUAUAACAAAUUUUUAAUACGUUCAGCGUUUUUCAAGCGCUGGACGGAGGAAGAAAAUGACCCCGUCCAACGUUUAAAAAACGUUGGACGUAUUAUAAGUCAGUUAACACGUUCCUGGCAAUCACGUACCAGGGUAAUGGAAGUUGGUAGGAGCAGAUCAGAUAUGGGAAAAGUGUCUGAACUCUGGUUGACUUGUGGUGGAAUCUUACUUAUGCUAUGUGUUCCUAGUGUUUUCGGCUGGGGAGCUCAAGGACAUUUUGCAAUUUGUAAAAUGGCUCAGGGAUUCCUUACUGAAGAUGCACUGACUGAAGUGCAAGCAUUGCUUCCUGAAUAUGCUGAUGGUGAGCUUGCAGCUGUGUGCUCCUGGCCUGAUGAGUUUCGCAAACUUAUGCCCUGGAGCACCGCAUUACAUUUUGUGGAUCAACCUGAUUCCAGUUGUAACUACGAAUAUUGUAGAGAUUGCCACGAUACUGAUGGAAAUAAAGACCGGUGCGUUACUGGAGCAAUUUACAACUAUACAGAUCAACUUCAGUUGGGUUUUCACAAAUUGAGUUCAGAGAUGAACUACAACUUGACGGAGGCACUUAUGUUCGUAUCUCAUUUCUUUGGUGACGUCCAUCAGCCCCUACAUGCUGGCUUCCUUGGAGAUUCAGGAGGAAACACUAUUAUAGUCAGCUGGUAUCAGAAUGAAACCAAUUUGCAUAAGGUAUGGGAUGAUAAGAUCAUAGAAACCUCCCUGCAGACAUUCCACAAUUCAGAUCUUUCUAGCUUAAUACAAGCUAUCCAGAGCAAAAUUUCGGGUGUCUGGUUCACUGAGAGCCUAUCUUGGAGAAAUUGCACCUCUGAUUCUCUGGCUUGUCCAGACCCGUAUGCUUCUGAAAGCAGUGAGUUGGCCUGCAAGUUUGCCUAUAAAGAUGUCACGCAGGGAGCCGCUUUAGGAGAUGAGUACUUCCUCUCCUGCUUGCCUGUAGUGGAAAAGAGGCUAGCACAGGCUGGAGUCCGUUUGGCUGCAACGCUCAACCGAAUCUUCAGCUCACAGCUCUACCAAUCUCACAAAAUUGAAUGUCCAACACCUUCUACCUACCUUUAUGAUUCUAUUUAAAGCUCGUUUACGACGAAGGGAGUAAAUUGUGCACUCCCAUGUCUUGACACUCUGAGAAUAAUCUCUUCUACAGCUGUAGUUGAUCUUCAUUGAAAUGGAAGUGUUUCGCAUCAAUA